Messenger RNA from Poeciliopsis prolifica (blackstripe livebearer), 5982 nucleotides. RefSeq names its product mitogen-activated protein kinase kinase 4b (gene map2k4b). The transcript is spliced from 12 exons. The coding region runs from base 1531 to 2790 and encodes 419 amino acids. Gene Ontology annotation, biological process: protein phosphorylation; MAPK cascade. Lineage: Eukaryota; Metazoa; Chordata; Actinopteri; Cyprinodontiformes; Poeciliidae. The record is from RefSeq and is a predicted model, not a curated record. Gene Ontology annotation, molecular function: JUN kinase kinase activity; ATP binding.
ACCAGCAGACACAGAGCAGCAGCAUGCAAGAAACCAACACCUGCUGGAGAUGUCAAAAUGAAACAGGGUUUCAGAUAAGCCUGUCCGGAGUGCCCCAAAGUAAGCACUUAGAGUUUCACUCAAAGCACACUGACUUCUACUCUAUGUUGGAACACGUCAGUAGUCUAAAGUGGUUUCCACUCUGUCCGGUGAGCCAAACUCCAGAUUAGACACUUCUGAUAUCAUCACCCAAACGGGUGGUGCAAAACCGGGUUCAGAAGGGACCACUGUAUUCUACUGAAGGAGCCUGUGUGGUGUUCUGGUGGUCGGGUGGGAAGCUAGUGGAGGGUGGGAGUCUGUCCACUGUUAACUCUCAACACGGCCACCAAGCAUUCCUUUUGCACUGGGGGCUUAAAGGUUAAGGGAUCCGUUUGCGCUCCAGCUGGUCGGUCACGGCAUGGCACUUAACCUCAGCACCUGAAAGCGACACCCUCACCCCGGCGCCGGUGUUAAAUUCUCCCAAGUCCAGUCAAAGUGUCGAGUCAUCGGUGCUGUUUGAGUGAUGGGAACGCUUUGGUAGAAGACCAAAAAAAAAAAAAAAAGUAGCUGUUUGGGGGUUCUUGCAUAUUUUAAUCAAACAGGAAUUUCCAAUGUCAAUAACACACACUGCAUGCCAUUUGUUUGAGUUUUUUUUCCCCUUCCAUAGACGUUGGGAACCUCUGUACACAGGGUCAUUCUGCUUCUGUUCAUUCUUCUGACAUUAUGAGGAGCUUCAGAUAACCCCAGAUAUUUGUUUCUUUAUAUAUUGCUUAUUGGGCAUUUGGGUUUAUCUCAAGUCAAGACACGCAUUAUGUUGCAUUCUGUACACAGGGGCAUCUCAAUACAUUAGAAUAUCAUCAAUAGACUUGUCACUGUAGCAAAUUUUGCCAGGUGAUAAACUGCCCCAGAAAGUAUUGCGAUAAAUGAUAAUGAUGUUGAUUGAGACAAUUUUCAAGCGAUUAAACGGUUAAAGUUAAACUCCACAUUGGAGUUGGAAAAGCUAAAACGCAACCACAAACGAUAAAUAAAAAGACACUCUCCUGAAACCAUCACUUUGAAUUCUAUGUAAACAAAAUUGGCUUUGAAAAAAAAUAUGAAUAUUAGAAUGGAAAUAAUCUAACUUACUUCAUUACAUCAUGCGAUGAAUCAAUUGCUUAAUCAUCAAACAUUUCCUUUCAUUUUACUAACUCGGAUUAAAAAGAGAAACUCAUGUACUACAUCACUUCAUUGCACACAGAUUGAAAUAAUUUCUAUUCAUUUUCAUAAUUACAGUUCACCAAUGAUGGAAAGUGAAACGUUUUCUUUCUCUGAAUACUGCAGAAAUCUAAAAAAAAAAGUGAUUUUAUGACAGACAUGUUGCUUUAAGACCCACCCAAUUCUGAGUGAGACGAAAGAGUAUUGAAUUGUAUCGUAUUGAAAAUACAUUUUGUGCAAUAUAACUACUAAUUUUCAUGAACAGUAAGCCUUUAAUCACCAAAAAGAAUAGUAAUAAAGUAAUUCAGACUGUGUGCAAUGAAGAGUUUGAUGUUUUAUUUAAAUCACCGGUUCUACUCUGAUGUAUUGAGAUGUGCCAGUUUCGGCUGUUGGCAUCAUCUGGGUGACCUUCCUCCCACUCUGUGUGGCGUGCAUGUUGUGGCAACCUGGUUGUGUUUUUCUCUCUCCCUCUCUGUGUCUCUCUGCCAACCAGGCAAACGUAAAGCUCUAAAGUUAAAUUUCGCCAACCCUCCGGUGAAGCCGACCUCCAGGCUCCCGCUUCAUCCCACGGCUCCAUCGUUCCAGAAUCCUCACAUAGAGCGCCUGCGGACACACAGCAUCGAGUCGUCCGGGAAGCUGAAGAUCUCCCCGGAGCAGCACUGCGACUUCACCGCGGAGGACCUGAGAGACCUCGGCGAGAUCGGCCGCGGCGCCUACGGCUCCGUCAACAAGAUGGUCCACAAACCGACGGGCCAGAUCAUGGCAGUCAAGAGGAUUCGCUCCACUGUGGACGAGAAGGAGCAGAAGCAGCUGCUGAUGGACCUGGACGUGGUGAUGAGGAGUAGCGACUGUGCCUACAUCGUCCAGUUCUACGGCGCCCUCUUCAGAGAGGGGGACUGCUGGAUUUGCAUGGAGCUUAUGUCUACCUCAUUAGACAAAUUCUACAAAUAUGUAUAUUGCAUAUUAGAUGAUGUCAUUCCAGAGGAAAUAUUAGGCAAAAUAACAUUAGCUACCGUUAAAGCACUGAAUCACUUAAAAGAAAACUUGAAAAUAAUUCACCGAGACAUCAAACCUUCCAACAUUCUAAUGGACAGAAGGGGAAAUAUCAAACUGUGUGACUUCGGCAUCAGCGGCCAGCUGGUGGAUUCCAUAGCCAAGACUAGAGAUGCAGGCUGCAGGCCUUACAUGGCACCUGAACGGAUAGACCCCAGUGCUUCCAGACAGGGCUACGACGUCCGCUCCGACGUUUGGAGCUUGGGAAUCACCUUGUAUGAGUUAGCCACGGGAAGAUUCCCGUACCCCAAGUGGAAUAGUGUUUUUGAUCAGCUGACACAAGUGGUGAAAGGAGAACCUCCACAGCUCAGCAACUCGGAGGAGAGGCAGUUCUCCCCGAAGUUCAUCAACUUCGUUAACCUAUGCCUUACAAAAGACGAGUCAAAGAGGCCAAAGUACAGGGAGCUUCUGAAACACCCAUUUAUUCUGAUGUACGAGGAGCGCUUCGUGGACGUGGCCAGCUACGUGUGUCGCAUCCUGGAUCAGAUCCCCGCCUCGCCCGUCUCCCCUAUGUACGUCGACUGAUGCCAAGAAGAGCGUUCCCAUUGGUGGAGGAGGGAGUGGGGUGGUACACUAAGCUUUGUGAUGCGGCGCUUGUCAACUUAGCCUUCAGUUAUGUAGGAUCACCUGUUUGUUCACACGUUCCAAAGAACAAAGGAAUUCAACUUCCCAGUGCAAUGAGACGAAAAUCCUCCCCCUCAACAAAAAUAGAAACAUUUUCCAGUCAUUUUAAGAUCUCAAAAUAAUCUCUUAAAGUUGCUGCUUCAAGUGUCUCUGCUUUAUCUUAGUAGAGUGAGGUGCAUCUUGUUAUGCGACACAAAGAAUAGUGUGUGUGUGUGCGUGUGUGUAUAUAUAUAUAUAUAUAUAUAUAUAUAUAUAUAUAUAUAUAGUUCACAAAAAAAUCUACCAAAUAAAAUUGUGUGGCGCUCAUGAUGUCUGAACGAAACGGCAACCUAGCGGAUUGCACGUUAUAUGCAUAUUUGUCUUUGCCUAAAAUGACAACUUGUAUGGAUUAUUGCUGAUACACCUACUGUCUAAAAAUCACACACUUUCACACGUUUUGCUGUGAGCACCUUCACACACAGUCAAUGAAUGGAUAUGCAAAUGUUUCUUUUUGGAAAGCUUAUGGUAGCGUGGCUUUACUUUUUUUUUUUUUUCUUCUUCAAUAUGCAAUCUGUGACGGCUUGUCUUAAAACGUUUUAUCUUCUUACACCUACUGCAGUGCUGGGCUCAGUGUGUGAGCUUUGACCUUUUUGUUUAAGUCACUUAACUAGGCAUGUGCUGUUCCAGAAGAACAUUUUCAGUUCGCUAUUGAUGCUAACCACCCAAAACAAAGUGCACUGUUAGUUAAUGGCUAAGAAACGGGGGAAAAAACCAGCAUUGUUGUGCAAGAAACUUUACCAAAAAGAGGAGUUUAUUAUGAGAUUUUUGUAAAAAAUAAACAAAGUUAAUGUUGAAAUUAGGAGCUUUCUGCGACGUUGAUUAUUUCGCGUAACACGUUGCUAAAUCCUAUUUGUCCAUAAACUUUUUGUCAAAGCAAGCGCUUAACAGCUGACACAUGAUUUAACUUUUAGGUUUGUUACACGUAAAGCUGUUAAUCUCUGGAACUUCGAUUGACUUUUCUUUUUGUUUUCCCCCCCAAACUGAUUAAAUAUGUGACCUGUAGUUGUUACUUUUUAUCCAAAGAAACUCGCAAAGCAUUGAAAACCAAACAUUUGACCAAAUAAAUUAAAAAAAAAAGAGAACCAAAGACCUGUUUUCUCUGAAAACAGGUUUCAUUUGCUAUUUGUACAUUGACAUAUAAUAUAUACAUUAAUAAUUUAGCUUACCAUUUGUUCUACAAAUUCCUUUUUUUUUAAGCUUUACUUUUGACUGGCUGUCAUAAAUACCACAAGUUACAGUUGUUUUUGACAUACAUGCGUCAUUGCUAAGUGCCAGACAAAGAAGAAAUGAUGUUUACUGUUUUCAUAUAAAUGUAGUACAAAUGAAAAUAAUCCAUACUAAUAGUGCUUUUGUUCAUUUCGCUAGCUAAAGCUGUCACAUCGAACACGUAAAUGCAUUACAAACGGAUAGUUUGUUUUACUAAUUUGGCAAACAUGAUUUAGUUUCCACCACAAACUGUUCUAUUCAUAUUAGUGCAUUUGUUGAAAAUCAUAGAAGGUUGUUCUGCUGCAGAGUCCCGCUCAUUUAGCAUCAUGAACAUCAUCACCAGCUGAUUUCUGAAACGGGAAGACGCUUAGUUCUGUGACUGAAAUAAUAAGGCAAGACACACAAAGACUCAAACCUGAAGUUAAUCCAAUGCUACGUUGCCUAAUGUAAAGUUGCUUUUGGAUGUUGUUUUCACUGAUGUAAAUAGAUGUGUACAUAGCCAUCCUCACCUGCUGUUCUUGGCAGGUUUUGCUCAGAUCUUCUAAGGCUCGUUCCUAAAACACGGUCAUCAUGUCAGACAGGAGAGGAGAUGUGGCUUCGUCCUGAGAAAUGUCACCAUAUAGACUGUUUUUUUUUUUUUUUUCCUCCUCAACAGCCUGUCUUAGCACUGUACAGUCAAACUCACCCAUACAGAUCACAGAUGCUCCAUGCUGCCACCCACAGGCACACGGUAGUAACUACAGCUCCACAUGUUCUGACAGCUUAUGUCUAUGAAAGAAAAGAAAUAGAGUAACGGUAAAAUGCUGCUAAUCACAUGCUACCAACUUCCAUACCACAACCGCUGAGAGGAGGAAGGACCCUCCUCGCUUCGUCUCCCGCCCUUUGACCCCUCAGGUCACCCUGGAGCCUGCAUGUCCUCCAGUGAUUCAGCAAACGUCUGGGCUGAAGCCAUCGUCCCAUUUCCCUGCCUAUCAAUUUGUUUGACCCAAACGUGUCCUAGAGCGGCAGUCAGACUUCAAGAAGUAAGCUUAAGUAAACACUUAAUGCAACACUACAGAGAUCCAUCAGGCAAUAAAUUUAAAUGUUUAGGAAAAUAUAUGAUGAUAAUAAAACACCCAUUUGGUGAUAUUGUAAUAUUGCAGUCUCCUAAAAGCAAAUGGAUCCUGCCAUUGUGGCUUAAAUCCAAAAGGAAAUGGUAUUCUUGAUUAGGUUAAUUUAUUUUGGCAGUUUAUUCUCAUCUGCUUUGUUUUUUUUUUCUCUGGUGUUGAGCCAAAAGAAAUGUUUCAAAUACUUUAAUGGUGCUUUAAUAGUAAGAAUGUAGAGGAUGAAACUAUACCAGCACCCUGUAUGACAUUCGAAAUGGGCUGUAUGCUCAGUUAAAUGGGCAAUUCAACUAUAGCAGUUUACAAGAUUAGUUCAAUCGCAUUAGUCUGUUGGAGUAUUUACUGGUAUUGUUACAUUUGGGAUAGUCAACGAAAAUGCAUGUUUGGUUUAUUAUGGGUCUGUACAGCCGUUAGCCGUGCCAUACCUCCCAUUGUGUGGGUCAUUUUGUUACCUAGUUGGGAAAGCAAAACAUUACAACCACCAGAUGAAAUUCUGUCAUAAGGAGUUCUUGUCAGGCCUGUACGUUUUGUCUCCUUCCGGAAUGGCGGUAGAUGGCGCCGUUAUUACGGGAUGCGUUUCCAGGAAGUUCACUUGCCACUGGUGAAUAUGAGUCUCCAGGGUACAUGUUGUACAAACUGCAAUUUACCAGAAUGUUCAUAUUAGAAUAUAAGAUGAUAUUAAGGGCAAUGAAUAUUAUAAUGUAUGUUUAUUGAGGGUUACAAUAAAAGUUCCCCAUGAAAAAGA